Messenger RNA from Osmerus eperlanus (European smelt), 1130 nucleotides. Its product is annotated as cyclin-dependent kinase 14-like. NCBI's taxonomy places the organism in Eukaryota, Metazoa, Chordata, Actinopteri, Osmeriformes, Osmeridae. Bases 375 to 1130 code for a protein of 251 amino acids. The record is from RefSeq and is a predicted model, not a curated record. Gene Ontology annotation, biological process: protein phosphorylation. Gene Ontology annotation, cellular component: nucleus; cytosol; cytoplasm. Gene Ontology annotation, molecular function: cyclin-dependent protein serine/threonine kinase activity; ATP binding; cyclin binding. The transcript is spliced from 8 exons.
GGAGAGCAGAGAAUCCCAAAAAUGACAUCCACAGAACAGAGACCACGGAGGGAGUGAUCUUAGAGGCGAGAAAGAACGCAAACCCGCAGCAAUCUGUCGGUUUCUAAGACAAGCCUACAUUGAAGCUCAACGCGACAAUCAAUUCUAUAGAUUAUUUCUUCCAAAUUCGCUCCACUGUGGACUACUACUACCGACAUGUAGUUGGAUUUUAAGAAAACCAAGGAGACAGUGACAGAGUGGUAACAGAAAACUAAAACAUCGGCAGCAGAAUACGUUUCCUGUGUUGCACAGUGCAGGACAGCGGGGAAACUGUAGUUUGAAGCCGUACCUCUCUCGUUUUUCAUCAAUAUCUACGGUGCAUCAAAUCUGGCAACAUGUGUGACCUGAUGCCCGCUUCGCAGCCUGUCGAGAAGAUCGGCAAAAUGAAGAAGUUGAGAAGAACUUUGUCAGAGAGUUUUAGCCGUAUAGCUUUCAAGAAGGAAGACAGUGGUUUUGAUGAGAUAUGUGUCACGAAGAUGUCCACGCGCGGCUGCCAGGGAAGCGACUCCGUCAUCAAGCCCCUGGCCACCAUCCCUGAGGACAGGAAGGUCCAGCGCACGCAGAGCGGCUUCGACACGUUCGACAAGCCGGCCAACCAGGUGAAGAGGGUCCACUCGGAGAACAACACCUGCAUCAGCUCCAAGAGCUCCUCCAGCGGGAAGGAGUCGCCCAAACUACGCCGGCACUCCAGCCCCAGCUCUCCCACAAGCCCCAAGUUUGGCAAGGCAGACUCCUAUGAGAAACUAGAGAAGCUGGGAGAAGGAUCGUACGCCACUGUUUACAAAGGGAAAAGCAAGGUGAACGGGAAGCUGGUGGCGCUGAAGGUGAUUCGCCUGCAGGAGGAAGAGGGCACGCCCUUUACAGCCAUCAGGGAAGCGUCUCUUCUGAAAGGCCUGAAGCACUCGAACAUCGUCCUGCUGCAUGACAUCAUCCACACCAAGGAAACCCUGACGCUGGUCUUUGAGUAUGUGCAUACUGACCUGUGCCAGUACAUGGACAAGCACCCUGGAGGGCUCCACCCAGACAACGUGAAGUUUGAGGAGAACAUGAGAGAGGACUCCCUCACAUCAAACAGCAGACACAUCAGCUGA